UCUGAAAUGCAAGAAACUGCCCUGAGACCUCCCACAGCCGAGAGCUAAAUUGGGAAGAGGGUGAUGGCCAAUCACCCCAGCAAGAAUGCUUUCAGAUGCCCCACUGGCCCAUGGUUCACUAAGAAUCUUUCCCCGGACAAAAUCAACUUGAGCACUCUGAAAGGGGAGGGUCAGCUGACCAACCUGGAGCUGGACGAAGAGGUUCUACAGAAUGUGCUGGAGCUGCCCACCUGGUUAGCCAUCACGCGGGUCUACUGCAACAGGGCCUCGAUCCGGAUCCAGUGGACAAAGUUGAAGACACACCCGAUUUGCUUGUGUCUGGAUAAGGUAGAGGUGGAGAUGAAGACGUGUGAGGAGCCUCGGCCCCCCAAUGGACAGUCCCCUAUUGCCCUCGCGUCGGGACAGAGUGAAUAUGGCUUUGCGGAGAAGGUGGUGGAGGGGAUGUUCAUCAUCGUCAAUUCUAUCACCAUCAAGAUUCACUCCAAGGCCUUCCAUGCUUCUUUCGAACUGUGGCAGCUCCAGGGCUACAGUGUCAACCCCAACUGGCAGCAGAGUGACCUUCGCCUCACCCGCAUCACGGACCCCCGCCGAGGAGAGGUCUUAACGUUCAAGGAGAUAACUUGGCAGACCCUUAGAAUUGAGGCCGACGCUACAGACAAUGGUGACCAGGACCCAGUUAGCACCCCGCUGCGGCUCAUUACCAACCAAGGCAGGAUCCAAAUAGCCCUCAAAAGAAGGACCAAAGACUGCAACGUGGUCGCCUCCAAGCUGAUGUUCCUGUUGGAUGACCUGCUCUGGGUGCUGACCGACUCUCAGCUCAAGGCUAUGAUGAAGUAUGCCGAGUCGCUGAGCGAGGCCAUGGAGAAGUCAGCCCAGCAAAGAAAGAGCCUGGCCCCCGAGCCUGUGCAGAUCACGCCACCUGCUCCCAGUGCCCAGCAGUCCUGGGCCCAGGCAUUUGGUGGCAGCCAGGGGAACAGCAGCAGCAGCAGCAGCCGCCUGAGCCAGUACUUUGAGAAAUUUGAUGUGAAAGAGUCCUCCUACCAUCUGCUCAUCUCUCGCCUGGACCUGCACAUUUGUGAUGAUAGCCAGUCCAGAGAGCCAGGAAUCUCCGCAAACAGACUUACGGGUGGCGCCAUGCAGCUCACCUUCCGCAGGAUGGCGUUUGACUACUACCCCUUCCACUGGGCAGGUGACAGCUGCAAACACUGGGUGCGGCACUGUGAGGCCAUGGAGACGCGAGACCAGUGGGCACAGAAACUGGUGAUGGAAUUUCAGAGCAAAAUGGAGAAGUGGCAUGAAGAGACAGGUCUGAAACCACCCUGGCACCUGGGGGUAGACUCACCCUUCCGGAGGAAAGCAGAUUCUCUUUCCAGUCCUCGAAAGACCCCUCUUGAGAGAAGUUCCUCACAGGGCAAGCAGGCUGCCUUCCGGCCUCCAGCAUGGAAUCGCUUACGCUCUAGCUGCAUGGUAGUACGAGUCGACGACCUCGACAUCCACCAGGUUUCCACAGCUGGACAGCCAAGUAAGAAGCCGUCCACGCUCCUCUCCUGCAGUCGGAAGCUCCACAACCUCCCCACUCAGGUCUCUGCCAUCCACAUCGAGUUCACCGAGUAUUACUUCCCAGAUAAUCAGGAGCUUCCGGUUCCCUGUCCCAACCUCUACAUUCAGUUAAAUGGCCUAACAUUUACCAUGGAUCCUGUCAGCUUGCUCUGGGGAAACCUCUUCUGCCUGGAUUUAUACCGCAGUUUGGAGCAGUUCAAAGCUAUCUACAAGCUGGAAGAUUCACGCCAGAAAGAUGAGCACUUGGAUAUCCGACUGGAUGCCUUUCGGUUGAAGGUGGGCUUUCCCCUGGAGAAGCGAGAGCAGGCAGAGGUGCAUCGCCCCCAGGCCCUGGCUGUCUCUGCAUCAGGCAUGGUUGCCACCAACACACGCCAUGCCCCACAUUGUAGCUGUCCUGACCUCCAGAGUCUCUUCCGGGGUUUUGCUGCUUCGGAGUUUUUUCAUUCCAGUUAUGAUCAUUUCCCUAAGGUCCCAGGUGGCUUCAGCCUUCUGCACAUGCUUUUUCUGCAUCAUGCCUUCCAGAUGGAGUCCCGCCUCCCUCAGGCUAGCACCCUUCCUCCCCAGAGGCCCAAGGCUUCCCAGGAUCUCUGGUCCAUCCACUUCACCCAGAUCUCCUUGGACUUUGAGGGAACAGAGAACUUCAAAGGCCGUACCUUGAAUUUUGUGGCCCCCUUCCCCUUGUCCAUUUGGGCCUGCCUGCCCCUCCGCUGGCAGCAGGCUCAGGCACGGAAGCUCCUCUUGGCCUCAGAGGGGAGGCUAAAACCAUCUGCCAGCUUCGGCAGUCCUGCCCAGUCUGAGACCCUUGUCCCUGAGCCUGUAUCCCACCAGAGGUCAAAGACUGAGCAUGAUUUGAAACGCCUGUCAGGCCUUUCGGAAGUCAUGGACAUUCUGAGCGAAGGCAGUGGUGGCGUGGACAACAAAGGGCCUGCAACAGAGCUGGAGGAUGCAGCGGGAGUGCACGUGCUCGUACACUCCCCUGCCCACGUCUGCCUGAGGCUCGACCACUACCAGUACUUGGCUCUACUCCGCCUGAAGGAGGUGCUGCAGCGGCUUCAGGAGCAGCUGGCUAAGGACACAGAGGCCAUGACUGGGUCUCCCCUGCAGGACCAGACAGCUUGCAUCGGGGUCCUCUUCCCCAGUGCUGAGGUGGCUCUGCUCAUGCAUCCUGCCCCUGGGCCUGUUGAUGCUGACUCUGCAGGCUCGGAUACCACCAGCCUCAUAGACUCAGAGCUGUCCCCUUCAGAGGAUCAGGAACCGAAGUCCGAUGCUUCUUCAGACCAGGGCCCGGCCAGCCCUGAGAAGGUCGUGGAGGAUGGCAGCAUUGAGAAUCUGGAUGGACCCCAGGAGAGGCCACAUAGCAAUGGAGAGCUGCAGGACUCAGGCCCGCCUGCAGAGCAGCUGGCAGGGAAGGGUCAUGAAGCAGUCGAGUCCUUACAGGCCAAGAGACUGAGCAGAGCCCAAGCCCCCAGCUCACCCGCUGCAUCGAAGCCCCCAGCUGGCAAGGAUCCCGCUGUGAAUGGGCAGGGCGAGCUCAUCCCCCUGAAGAACAUCGAGGGCGAGUUGUCGAGUGCUAUUCACAUGACCAAGGACGCCACCAAGGAGGCUCUACAUGCCACCAUGGACCUCACCAAGGAGGCUGUGUCCCUGACUAAGGAUGCCUUCAGUCUGGGCAGAGAUCGGAUGACCUCCACCAUGCACAAGAUGCUGUCCCUGCCCCCAGCCAAGGAGCCAGUGGCCAAGACCGAGGAGAGUGCGGCUGCCCCGGUGAGUGGAGGUGCCGCCCGACUCCGCUUUUUCUCCAUGAAGAGGACGGUCUCUCAGCAAUCAUUUGACGGUGUCUCACUGGAUAGCAGUGGCCCCGAAGACCGGAUUUCGGUGGACAGUGAUGGCAGUGACAGCUUCGUGAUGCUUUUGGACGCUGAGUCUGGUCCAGAAUCUGUUCUACCAGAAUCUCUUCCAGAUGUCCUGGAUGAUUCAGGUGUUCAAGGGAGCCCUGCGGUGGACACAUACGGCCAGGGCUCACCAGAAGCCAACAGUUCCAUUUCACCCAGUGGGGAAGACCUCAUUCUUCACCAGGUCUCAGUUCUGGUUCUGAAGGUGAAUGAGGUAUCUUUUGGGAUUGAGGUGCGUGGUGAGGACCUGACUGUAGCCCUGCAAGCAGAGGAACUGACCCUCCAGCAGCUGGGCACCGUGGGACUCUGGCAGUUCCUGCACGGACAGUGCCCGGGUACAAGCUCUCAGGAACCUCCAACUUUGAAAACUGAUCACAUCAGGCCAGCUGUGGGCCUGCGCUUUGAGGUGGGGCCUGGUGCAGCGGUCCAUUCUCCCUUGGCCACACAAAAUGGCUUCCUGCAUUUCUUGCUUCGUGGCUGUGACCUCGAGCUGUUCACUUCGGUGCUCAAUGGCCUGGGGCCCUUCUUGGAGGAUGAGGAGAUCCCGGUGGUGGUCCCCAUGCAGAUCGAGCUCCGCAACUCCAGCAUCACCCUAAAGGAUGAUAUCCCCCCCAUCUAUCCAACCUCUCCAGGCCCUAUCCCCAUCACUCUGGCCAUGGAGCAUGUUGUGGUGAAGCGGAGUGAUGACGGUGUGUUCCACAUAGGCGCUGCUGCUCAGGACAGACCACCAGUUGAAGUACCUAGAAGUGAGAAGAGGCAGCCCCCCAAAGAACAGGUGUCCCUGGUGCCCACAGGAGAGAGUUUUGGACAGCAGGUGAAAGAACUGCCUUCCUUACAAAAAGAACUUAUAGAAACUAAACAAGCAUUGGCCAACGCCAACCAGGAUAAAGAAAAACUUCUUCAGGAGAUUAGGAAAUAUAACCCCCUCUUUGAGCUCUGAUAGCAGUGCUCAGCCAUCCGUGCCAAGGAGAGGGGUCACCAGCAAUAGCACCACCUAGGACAGAGGCGCCGUCUGGCGUUGCAUACGUCUGCUGAGGAUCCGGAGGGACCGGGAGUGCUCCAUCCACUCCGAGUGUGCUUCCUACCGGCUGUUCUAUCGGGGAUGGAGGAGAGGGCAGAGCGGAUCCCAUCCCAGGAAGUUGGGGAGCUUUGUGUGUGGCUUGAGCAUCUUGUCUCGCCUGUGAGAAGCCGUCCGGCCCUCUGCAUACUAGGUGGAAUCUUCGCAAUGCUCCAGGGCCAUUUCCCCUCCUGGUUUCACGGGAGACAUUUGCUUCCUUUACGCCUGUGUCCACAAGUGAGUUUCCACAACCUUGGUCACCCACAGAGCCACCAAAGAGUCCACGUCCCAGAGCUUCCUGCAGCAGACUUGAAAAGUCCUUGGCCCGAUCUUUGGCCAUGACAGUGGAGUGGAGCGGGAAUAGCCCAGCAGGUGGGGGAGGGCAGGCGAGUCACAGGAAUAAGGGAGCCCUAGACGCUGCCCUUUUAGAAAGGGAACUAAGCCUCUGCCCUCAUGGCUAAGCUCACAAUCGGUUGCAGAGUUCAGCUUCCGCACACUUUCAUCGCCAUGAUGCUGGGUUCGUGGGCCAACAGCCCUCUGUACACAGCUGAUUUGCCACGUAAACCCAGGAGAAAAGAGCCACUCUGAGCUGGGCUGAAGGUAUGCUAUGGCAGGGGUCAGCGGGGGAGACUGGUCCUGCCCCCUUCCACAGCCGCACCUGAGCGCUAUCUCCUCCGUCACCCUGGGGUCCCUGGCGCAUCUGCUUUCCCAGAACUGACUUUCCGUCUGCCAGUGCUAUCCUCAGCACUCGAUGGUCUGGGAGCUAAAAGUCUAUUUUAACAUUAACAUAAACAUCUCAGCCCAUUGCCUCUUAUCCCCCCGUGUCAUUGGGGCUUUUUAGAAUCAUGUUAUUUUGACUUAAGUAAAAAAACAAAAAACAAAAAGCCUUCAACUCAACCAGGUUACACUCUCUGCCAUAUAUACAUUUUUAAAAAGCUAUUUUCUUCCUCUUUCCUUUGAUUCUCCUCCAGCUCGCCGCCCUCAUCCACACCACUCUAUGAUGUGCUUCAAGCCGUUGAUUGGCUAGAAGUGCUAGCAGCCACUUCGCCUUACUUGGCAAAUGCAAGUAUUGAUUUAGGGAUGUUAUGAAGCCUCAAGCACCUAUGGCCUAUUGAAGGAAAGGGAAAAUGCUUUCUCUUAUGGGAAAUCAUGCUUGACUUGUAUACUCCAGAUUUUUGAGCAUAAAAAGAAACAUGCAUUCAUGAAGGAAAGAUCUAGUUUGUUCAGACCUCCGAAGGACUUUCAUGAAGUUUUUUCACUAAGGCGAUUUUUAAAACACUAGUUACUAUGAGAUCAUGGGAACUUGCCAUGCUUAGGGAAGAAUCUAGAAACUUAGAUGUAACGAAACAUCCUUAUGGUGAGAAUGUUAACAAGGGAAGUUUUCUAAGGGUUGAUGCUUGGUUCAGCCGUAAGAGUUUUAUAAAUGACUUGAAAGUAGAAUUUUAGAAUGAAGUAAAAAGUCACUACUUCCAGGAAGUGAAAGGUAGACCGGAAAGAGAUUUUAAAAAUACAAAGUAAAACCACAGAAAGGUCACGAACAGGGCUGAGUACGCAGGAAAAUGACAGGGCGGUCCAGCGCAGUGUAGGUGUAAGGCAUUUAUGGGAGCAGCGGUGACCGGAAUGGCAGAGAGCUCUGUGAGAACUCGGGAAAGAAACUGGAGCGUUGCAGAGCGGGAGGGUCAGUGUGCUGCUGGGACUAAAAGCCUAACAGCUGGUGAGGCACCUUCAGGAAGGAUGCUCGGUGACAGCACGGACUGACAGCAACUCGUGGUUGUGUCUUAGCCAAAUCAUCGGUGCAUUUUUCGUGACCUUGUUUACACGUUACAUGGUAAAGGGGACAGGUCCAGAGAAGGGCAAAAGUGAUUGGGGGUGGAGGUACUUCCAUAUGAGGGACAGCUGUCACAUGCCUUCUUGGGAAGGUGAGAGCUGAGGGCAGUGUCUGUCGAGUAUCUAGCCAAGAGCAAGGACCUGGCCCUGAAACGCUGGCUGUAGGGCUCUACCUCAUGGCUUUAGGUAAAGAAAGUGCUUCUGAGAGACAAUUACGGAUCUCAUCCAAGAAAUGGUAUCAGCGAAAUGUAUACCUGGAUGCAGAAGGCUUAGGAGGGACAUUUGAUGGUUUCCCAAGAGGAAUGACAGCGAACUAGGGCUACUUGGUGAUAUGCAGCUGAGAAGACAACCUUGCCCCUCCACAGGUCACCCCGAGUGCCGUUUCAGAGCGCUGUGCCCUUCCUGGGUCACUGGUCCUCUUCACUAUGGCAUUUCUAAUGUUCUUGAAGGGGACCCAGGAGUUGGAAAAUAGACGCAUCCAACCAUAGGCUCAUGCUCAUUGGCUUAAAAUCACACUCCUAUUUCCCCCCCGCCUCUCCUCUCCUGUCCACCAUAUCCCUCUGGCAUCUGUCCAUGCAAAAAAAAAAAAAAAAGUCUAAGAGGCAUUGCCUGGAACACCGUCACCUUAAGCUUGUGCUUGAGGGGAGGCAACAGACCCUGUGAAUAUCAAGGCUAAUAAGCCCUUCAGGGCCCGAGCUCAGUCGGCUUCCUGGACUCUGCCAAGGAGUCUAGAGUUCUUGUCCAUGUUGACAAAUGGAGUCCUAGAAUUUCUAACUUCAUGUGGCAGCUUUGGCCAUUGUGUCUUGAGAUCCUCCCUCAGGAAGUGGGGUGGGGUCGUUAUUCCAUAUUUUAAUAGAAAUCAUCUUGUUUGACUUCACACUCCGGUCCAUGAGGGCAAGACUUCAUAAUGGAGGAAUGUGAACUGGCGGUAAUCUUCAGGCUGAGUAGAAAGGAAAAUAAUGAAAAGAAAAAGCAGUAGUGUCAGCCCUUUCGGACUGCUUGUAAUUUCUACCUUGGAGCUGCAAGACUCUGAACAAGAAAUAAUAAUACCUCAAGAAAACGUCUGGAGUGAUAGCAUCGCUCUCCCUCAGAGACUUCAGCCACCACCGCACAGUCCCGUUUCAGCCGGGAAGCACGCACAGCUACGCAUCAUGUGUGGUCUCGACUUCCUGUCUGCAUGAUGUACCAGGGAGAUGCUGCAGUACCUGUGGACUGGAGUUCCAUCUCUCGGGUGGGUUACAGGAUGGCUGGCAAUCUCAAAUUCCAUUUUCAACUCCCUGGAAUAAUCAACCUAGUUCUCUAAGACAGGAAUGGGUUCUGUUCACAUCAUGGCUGCUUUUUACAAUGGAUCUCAUUUUGUCAUGACCUCCACCCAGAUCUAUGCCCCCUUUUUCAUGGUUGUAGAAGGAAUGGUUCUGUGUGUGAAACAUGCAAAGGAUAAACACCCCCCCAGUCCUUCACACGCCCCAUGAUUUAAAUGCUUCCACUUCAUCAUUUACAUUAGUUUCUCCUUGGGGGAAAACAGAAGGGGACUACAGAGGAAGUAAUGUGAAGUACUGCGAGUAACACGGGACGUCCCACUCCAAACCUGUACGCUGGCUCCCAUCCCCCUUUCUAAUACUUCCCAAACUUCCACGAUGUAGUGAAAUCAAGAAACUUUGGAAACAACUGAAAUUUGCUACACAGCUAGAAUGAUGACACCUGUUUGAGAAAUGUAAAAGCUGUCCCCACCUUGUGACUUAAUCAGUCGUCGAGUGUUUAAGAGAAUCAUUAAGGGUGAUGCCCUGCCUUUGCAGACUAGGGCCUUCACCUAGUUAUUCUCCCACCUUCUGCCGGACAGGUACGGAGAGCCCCAUUACUGAAUGGGGAUUAUUUUCCCAUGGCAUAAGGGGGAAGAACCUUAACAGUGAGGCUUUUCUGACUUGGCAACUGCUCUUCUCCCCUUGGUUGUUAAGCUUCGGCCUUCUCCAGUAUCUCUACAAUAGGUAUAGUUCCUAUAAUUGUUUAAAAAACUGCUGUUAGAGCUGAGAGGGGAUCUUUUGUCAGUUUGUUUUUGGUCGAGAUUUAGCCUACCUUAGAGCAUUUCCCUGUGGAAUGCCCCACUGAAAUGUCUUCUCCAUUGGCUAAGUACAUGUUUCAAGCCACGUGUUUUAAUGUAAAAUACUAAACGUCAGAUUUGUCCGACUUCUUGAGUCUGUUUCCCCCACUCAGGGUGCUAAACAGAACUGGCAUCUUUACUAAGACAUGCUCAGGAAAGCUUCAAAAGAGAAAUGAUUCAAAACCUUUACUCGCUGUGACACUGAGUGAUACGGAGAAAAGAAUCCUUGGGGGUCACCGAUCACAUACAGGUAGCCUUAUUACUGCUAACCACUGUCAAUAAUGGUUACUCCAUUCCCUCUAUUUGAGGAAAACUAUGAGAAUGUAUCUGAGGAACUGGAAUCCUAGUCAGUAUUGGGAAAUUUUAAUGUUGCAAUAUCUCAUCAAACUUUGACUGUACUGGUUCUGUGAACCACCAGAAUAAAUGCAAUUAAACUUA
This is a messenger RNA of Tupaia belangeri chinensis (Chinese tree shrew), 8872 nucleotides long. RefSeq names its product bridge-like lipid transfer protein family member 3A (gene BLTP3A). NCBI's taxonomy places the organism in Eukaryota, Metazoa, Chordata, Mammalia, Scandentia, Tupaiidae. The transcript is spliced from 21 exons. The record is from RefSeq and is a predicted model, not a curated record. Gene Ontology annotation, molecular function: histone deacetylase binding. The coding region runs from base 64 to 4392 and encodes 1442 amino acids.